AUGGAGGACUUCCCCACAGCGCAGCUGUUUCUGCUAGCGCUAUGUCGAAUCGCAGAGCCUGUUGCCCUUACGUCUGUCUUCCCCUAUGCAUAUGAUCUAAUGCGACAUCUCAUGGGGGAUGAUACCUCUAACGCGGCCUUCUAUGCCGGUAUUUUCAUCGCCGUGUUUUCCCUCGCUGAAACCUUGACUGGAUUUUGGUGGGGGGCUCUUUCGGAUCGCAUUGGCAGGAAACCUGUCCUUCUACUGGGCUGUGGAGGGACCAUGAUCUCGCUAUUUGUCCUAGGCUUCUCGUCGAAUAUAUGGAUGGCGGUGCUGGGGAGAAUUCUUGGUGGAGCUCUGAAUGGGAACAUUGGAGUGGUCCAGACUAUGGUUGGGGAGAUGGUUACCCGUCCUGAACACGAGCCUCGCGCAUAUGCGGUGAUGCCGUUCUUUUUCAGUAUUGGCUGCACUAUUGGACCCGCGAUUGGAGGUUUCUUUGCCCGUCCCGCUGAUACCAAUUUUCCACUAUUUGGAGACAGUCCACUGUUUGCAAAAUUUCCAUAUCUGCUUCCGAAUCUUGUCUGCGCCGUAAUGGUUUUGGUCACUAUGGUAUUUGCAACCGUGGCUUUGAAAGAGACUCACCCGGAGCUACGACUGAGAAAAACAAAAUAUGGUUUCUGGGGCUAUUGGGAUGAUGAUUCAAGCGAGACACCACUUCUUCGCCCAGAUGCGCCGGAAAGUGAAAAUGGAACUUAUGGGACAGUGGAUGGCGCGGAAUCAAACCGGCGCGCUGACUCCAGUGGGAUGAACCCUUUCAGUGGUCUCGGCAAGAACGUGUGGAUGCUCGUUGUCGCUAUUUGUUUGCUCAGCGCUCAUACUGUCACGUACAUUCAGCUCCUACCGAUCUUCCUGCGAGACGCUCGUGAUGAAAGCGUCCCUCCACAUUACAUAGGCGGAGUUGGUGGUCUAGACAUGAGUCUACCAGAGGUGGGCUUAGUAAUGGGGAUCAAUGGCAUCAUCGGAUUGGUUGUGCAACUUGCCUUCCCUUUCUUCACUGAACUUGUUGGUAUACAAACCACCCUGUUGCUGAUGUCCACACUACACCCUAUCUCAUACUUCUGUGCGCCGUAUAUGGCGUUUCUUCCGGCAAAUGCCUGGCGCGACGUUGGCUUGUACACAUGGUUAACUGUGCGCAGCGUGUUUUCGACUUUCACAUACCCUAUUCUGUUGAUUUAUAUCAAAAGGUGGACACCAGAUACUCUGAUGCUCGGCCGUGUCAAUGGCCUGGUAGCGAGUGCAAGCGCGGCGUGUCGUUCUGUCUCUCCGGCUGCAGCCGGUUUGUCACAGACUAUUGGUCAGAACCAUCACUUCAGCGCUUUAUCGUGGUGGGGAUCAGGGGUACUGGCAUUGAUUGCUGCUAUUCAAUGCUGGUUUAUCCAGACUCCACCAAAAGAAAACAGCGAAUAA
Talaromyces proteolyticus is the source of this 1446-nucleotide messenger RNA. Its product is annotated as tetracycline:hydrogen antiporter-like protein. Bases 1 to 1446 code for a protein of 481 amino acids. The transcript is spliced from 3 exons. NCBI's taxonomy places the organism in Eukaryota, Fungi, Ascomycota, Eurotiomycetes, Eurotiales, Trichocomaceae. Gene Ontology annotation, biological process: transmembrane transport. Gene Ontology annotation, molecular function: transmembrane transporter activity. The record is from RefSeq and is a predicted model, not a curated record.